UCAUCUGUGCAGCGCACUGGACAGCUGAAAGCUGCUGUUAUAGCUUUUGUGUUCAACCGUUAUCAUUCUGCGCAGCAUUUGUAAAUUUUACGCGACGUAUAAUGCAGCACGUCAACCCUGUGUCUCGGAGACUUUGCCUGAUAAUGUCGCGGUCCAACAAUCUUUUGGUGUGAAUGUCAAGAGGUCCCAUUGACUGAGGCUACAGAAACAUGUACAGCCCCAAGGAGCUGGAGGAAGAAGUUGACCACUCGUUCUUUGACAGUGACUGUGAACCUAAUGAACACAAUAGUUCAAAGGAUGUUCAGCUCAAUAAACAGAAAGCCUGUGAAAGACAUGAUGAGACAACAGGAAAAGAGACUCGUGUUUCAAUGAAUCAGAUUGGUGGUGGAGUUCACAAUGGAAGGAACGGUGAAGAUAAAACCAGAUUUAGGGAUGCUUCAAACCACCAGGCCAGCAGGAGACAGAGUAAAGACACAAGUGCCAAAAGUCGAUCAGAUGAAGGGUCUAGCGUGCGUUCAUAUUCCUCUGAUGAGGAUAGAGAGCCAGAGGCUGAUUUUAAACAGAGGAAAACCAAUGGAAAUGUUAACCGUGAUGAUGAUGAUGAUGACGGAUACCAUCAUAGUGAUGACGAAAGUGAAGAGGAUGCAAGAUCCUCAGCGACAAGAUCAGCAAAACAGAAGGGAAUGCCUAAAAAAACAGCUGGAAAAAUUCACAGGCAGAGUCGAAGCCAUUCUUCAUCAUCAUCUGAUUCCGAAUCCUCUCACAGCAGUGAAGAGAGAAGCACUUUUCGCUCUAGGAAAUCACCAGUAAAACAUCAACGGACCACUUCAGCUGACCAGAAAGAGCGGCAAAGAGAAACAGCGGAAUCUGAAGACACAGUCACUGACGUUACGCCUUUAUCCACACCUAAUAUUAGUCCUUCCCAGUCAAUAGAUGUGGCAGCAGAUGUUCAACAGCAGCCCGGCUUUACUGAAGAGAAGUUGGCGAAUGAUGUUUCGGACGGUCAUGCCAGCAUAAGCUCUGAAGGAGAAAAUGGACCAGAGUUUUUAAAAGUAGACAAACAUUUCGACCGAGUGCUCAUGGUCUCCAGCCCUGGCAGUGUUGGUGGCAGCCGUAAAAACUAUUCCUUCACAAAUGAGAAGGUACGGGAGAUCGACCGGGAGAACCAGCGGCUGUUACAUGAACUGUCCCGAGCAUCAUCACGCUCACAAAGCGCCCGCUCUCCCUGUUCCAAAAUGAGCAGUCGCAGGAGCAGUGCACCAACCGUACGCCUCUACCACAGUGCCCUAAACAGGCAACGAGAGCAGGAGCGAAUUCAGAAGGAGAACCUGGCAUUUCUGAAGCGUCUAGAAUCUGUGAAACCCACUCCUGGCAUAACCAGAGAUGAACAGCUAGCUGAUUACCAGCGCCAGUGCCGAUACAUGGGAACACACAAUACAGACAUUCCACAGGUCAACCCCAAGACUUCUGGGAGAACUUCAAGACCUGGAAGCAGUCCUCACAAAACUAGAUCAGAAACUGCUAAACUCCAUAGAGUGAAGCCACGGCCUGCAUGGUCAUGAUCAUCAAAUAUUGCCUUCUCUUUAUCUGCUCUGACACUUUGAUUUCAUGCUCUGCUCUGACUGUAAGUAGAUGACUGCAGGUCACGACACCAGAGUUUCUUGAUGUAUCUUUCAAAACUUUAAAACGUUUGACUUCAUGCUCAUUAGUCCUGAUGUGAUUAUAAACGGUAAUGUUUGUUUACACAGCUAAAUAGUCAAUGAUGUUAAUUACUUGAAUAGUCUGUGGCUUAGAUAUUGCAGGACUAAACACAUUCAGUCAAACGAUAAGUGUGGAAUUACAUUUUAUGAGACAUACUUCAGUGCCUAUUUGUAACAGACAUAUGUUAAAACUAUUCAUAAUUUAAAAGCCAUUGCUGCUGUUAUCAGAACAGUAAAUUUCAUGAUGAGUCUGUCUGAAAAUGUAUAUUUCAUGUUAAAUAAAUGCUUUAAUAGUUAUGGGGGUAUUCAUAGUUGUUACAGUUUUUGGAAUGUAAAAGUGGUUUGUUUAUGGGUUAUAUGCACAUCUAGUGUUUUUCAGCCAAUGAAUGUCAGGUGAAAGCUUAAUGUGACUUUCUAGUUUCAUAAAGUUCUUUUUACAGCAUCGAUGUUGUAAUGUAAUUAUAUUACAUUCAGUUGAAUAGACUUGAGCAAUCAUUUAAGCAUAAAACAAGAGGAAAGACCGUGUAACCGCUAGCGCCGCCAGGAUCAGCAAGCAAGCGCAGAAACUCCAUUGAAAAUACUGGGUUAAAAUAAAAUGUUAAUAUUUUAAAGACAUGACUGUGGAAAAUGGAAUUUAAUGCAGUGCUUCUUGUCUGGUCUGAGACUCACUUUAUAUCAUAUAUCUAUCAGUCAGGGAAGAUCAUUGAUUUUUAAAGAAAUCAGACCUUAAAUGUGGCAAUUUUAUAGUGGAAAGACUACAGAGCUGAGGCUGGCUGGCUGAAAUUCAAAGUCCGUGUGAAUAUACCUCUUUGAGUUAGUGUGACAUUUGAAUAACUGGCAUGCUGACGUUGUGACAAGCAUGCUGAGACAAAUCCCUGUCCGUUACUAUGUAACAAUGCCAGUAAUUUGCCUGUCACUUUUAAACUGCUUUUGAAAAGACUGACUGACACUUGUUGACAUAUGCUAUCUAGACUGACAAGGUUAUCAAACAAGCACAGUGCCUGGUACAGUAGAAAUUGCCUUUGCUGUGGAAGUAAAUCUUAGCUUAACUAGCUUAUGACUUAUUUAGAAUUACAGAA
Molecule: messenger RNA, 2779 nt
Organism: Danio aesculapii
Lineage: Eukaryota; Metazoa; Chordata; Actinopteri; Cypriniformes; Danionidae
Gene: cfap97
Product: cilia and flagella associated protein 97
Exons: 5
Coding region: 210-1562 (450 amino acids)
Biological process (GO): spermatogenesis
Source: RefSeq, a predicted model, not a curated record